GGCCCGGCCCGGCGGAGCCCGCCCGUUCGCUAGCGCUUUGUCCUGUCUUCCUUCUCAGCCCGUGAAGAGCCGGCGAGCCCCGGCGGACACUGACGCCGCUGCCCUCCACCGCAGCAUGCUGAAAGUCACCAUGCCCUCGUCGUCCUCGUCUUCGUCGUCCCCCUCCACCUCGUCCACCGGCACCGGCACCGGCGCGGGCGCUGCUGGCGCUGCCUCUGCCGCCGCGGGCCGGGUCGCGGCCGCCGCCGCUGUCCCAGAUUACUGGAUCGACGGCUCCAACAGAGACACCCUGGCCGAUUAUUACGAGUUGGAGUCAGAGUUAGGACGAGGUGCUACAUCUGUUGUCUACAGAUGCAGGCAGAAGGGAACGCAAAAGCCAUUUGCUGUCAAAAUCUUGAAAAAAACGGAGUUGCCCGCUGAAGAGCUCUGUGCAACUCUAAAGAAGUUGUUCGAAGAAAAGGUAGACAAGAAGAUUGUCCGAACAGAAAUUGGUGUUCUACUUCGACUUUCACAUCCUAACAUAAUAAAACUGAAGGAGAUAUUUGAAACCCCCACAGAAAUCAACCUUGUCUUAGAGCUGGUCACAGGAGGAGAGCUGUUUGACAGGAUUGUGGAAAAGGGAUAUUACAGUGAACGAGAUGCUGCUGAUGCUGUGAAGCAAAUCCUGGAAGCAGUUGCUUAUCUACAUGCCAAUGGAAUUGUUCACCGCGAUUUGAAACCAGAAAAUCUACUGUAUGCAACACCUGCUCCAGAUGCACCUUUAAAAAUAGCUGAUUUCGGACUAUCCAAGAUUGUUGCAGACCAAGUCACUAUGAAAACAGUCUGUGGAACUCCAGGCUACUGUGCACCAGAAAUCUUACGAGGAUGCGCCUAUGGCCCAGAAGUAGACAUGUGGUCCUUAGGAAUAAUCACCUAUAUCUUACUCUGUGGCUUUGAACCAUUCUACGAUGAAAGGGGCGACCAGUACAUGUUCAAGAGGAUUCUGAACUGUGAAUAUGAUUUUGUUUCCCCCUGGUGGGAUGAUGUGUCUCUGAAUGCCAAGGAUUUGGUGAAGAAACUAAUUGUGCUUGAUCCCAAGAAACGUCUUACCACAUUUCAAGCUUUACAACAUCCUUGGGUCACAGGGAAGGCUGCCAAUUUUGCUCAUAUGGAUACAGCCCAAAAGAAACUCCAGGAAUUCAAUGCUCGCCGUAAACUUAAGGCUGCAGUGAAAGCUGUUGUUGCAUCAACACGUCUUGGAAGUGCAAGCUGCCACAGCACCCAUGACAACAAUAAGCUCAGCCAGAAUCAGUCUCUGAGCCCAGAAAGUGAUGUGGAGGAAAAUGUGGUGAAGGAGGAAACAGCAAGCCUCACUGAAACUCAGGAAAUGGACUCUCAGGAAGAAGCCUUUCAAGGAGAGCUAUACACCACAGGAUAGCUCAAUGCAGCCAAGAUCUGUCAUUGUAUGCACCAGCCAAGUUACUAUUCAGCAAGAAAGAAUCAUAAGCAGGGCCAGUACGGGUGGCUUUGCUUUGACACAAAAUGCACUGCUAGCUGGUGCUCAGAACUUCAAUGCAUGUGACUGCUUUUGGCGGGGGUGGGGGGUGAUAAACAGACUUGUAUUGGCAUGCCAUGGAUAAAGUGAUAUUUACAGUAAUCACAAGUGAAACUGAGUGCAAGGAGUGCAUAGGUACUCCUUAUGAUUGAAACAGCAUAUAUCCUGUAGAGUGCUUAUAGAUGGCCUCUGAAAUGAAUGGUGGUUGUGGCUUACACGGAAUAGGCAUUUUCUAGAGCUCAUGGCAUUUCUUUGACAUUACUUCUUCCAAACUUAUAAUCACCCAGUAAGGUGAUGGGCACUAAAAUCCACCCACUGUUUUUAAAACAUCAUAUGAAAGAUUUUGCAUUCAUCAGUGAGAAUGUAUAAACUGUUUACAAUUAAGAAUUUAGAGAUUUAUACACGAAAACAUUCCACAGAAUCCUGUAAAACUGAAAGGGUUUCUUCAGAUCUUUGAAACCCUACGUUCUUGAAGUUUAUGCUAGGAAAGUGUUACCUCUAUCACCAACCAUUUCUAUACAGUAUUUUAACAAGAACCAAAAUAUAUCUCUACCAUUUCAGUAUCCAGUAUAGCUUCAGCAAAGCAAUGUUAAAAGUGCACGAUCCAAAACGGUAGAUGUCAAAGGACAGUUGAAACUAGUUGAGGCUAUGAAAUUGUGCCCGUUUAUAGGGAUGGGGAUUCUCAAUCUGCAAUUAUAGAACUUACACUAUAAAACUUACACUGUGAGAAAGGUAUCCAACUCCAUGGUACUUUUCCUGUAGGAAAGCAUUCAAGUUACAACAGGAAACAAAAAUGUUUGCGUGCCUGGCCAUGCAGGAGAGCUGUGCAACCGUCCUUUUUUACCUGUCAGUGUAGACAUCAUCAGUACGGGUGUGCUAAUAAAGACCAAAAUAAGGGCAGAUUCAUGCACCAGUGUAAAAAGGUGCCACAAUCUUUAUUCUGCCAAGUUUAGUGUAUGUGAAUUGAAAAUCAUCCAAAUGAAUAUCUAACAUUUGUCUGCAAGUCAUUUUAUAACACUUGAAUUUCUUAAUGAAUAUGAGAAAAGAUAUUAAAAACUGGCAAAUGACAACUUAGAGCACAAUACUAUAUGUAUCUACUCAGAAGUAACCCCAGGGCUUAUUCCCAGAUAAAUGCAUGUAGGUUUACAAUCUUAAUUGCUUUCCAAGCACUAGCCCAUUAUAUUAUCUUCAGUCAUUAUUUAUCUUCUUAUUUGCAUUUUAGCAGUAUUUUACAAUCUUAGUUAGGAUAAGAAUAUGCAAAUCAGCCAAGAAUAUUAUUAGUUUUGUGUGUUCUGUUCAACUGCAGUUAAAAUUAAGGAUAAUGGAAUAUUACGGAUAGGGGGUUUGCUGAACUACAACUACUUUGGUUACUAUAGACUAGAAUACACUGGUUUUACAGUGAAAGCAUCCUAUGUGAAUGUUUAAAACUAUAAUACUUUGACACACCUUUGAAGCACGAAUCAGAACAUACAUUAAAAAUAUUUGUUUUGCACAAGGAACCAUUAUUCCCAAGCACAAGAAAAAAACAUUUCAAGAUACUGUUCUUGGAAGGAAAAAUAGUGGUGGAUGUUAUAAUCGUGUUGACAGCUUAAUGCCUUGCCAGGGAAUGGGGGCAACAGCAUGAACCCAAACCCUUCUCAUAUUUGUGGAUAGCUCUUUUUCAAUGCAGUGGAAAGCUCUGGACAUGAAUAAUGAUUCCCCACUGCAAAUGAUAGGAGUUCUGUUACAUAUACAAAAGGCAUACUGCAUGUCCUGUUGCAAUUAAAACAGUGUUGCUUCCUUCACUGUACACAAUGACUUGCAUUAUUAGGAGUCCAGGGUUACUACUGUUAGGAACAAAACUUUUAAAAAAUACACAGACUUUGUGGGUAUAAGGCAUGUGCACUGCUUUACUAGUUUGUUAUAAGAUUAUGGUGCAUUCUUUUCUUUCAGGAAUCCAGAAAAUUAGCCUUUUAUAAGACAUCAUGGUUUGGCAACUUUGUAGCUCAUAGUCUAUUUAAGUCAUGGUUGCUGAAUUCUGUAUUGUAUGCCACGUGAACCUAGCCACACAAGCAAACCAUGUGUUGUUAACCGCAAACAACUCAAAGAGAAACCACAGUUUGUUGUUUAAAUAAGCUAGACUUCACAACCCAAAUGUAAACCCAGAACUGUGGAUUGUUCAUGAAUGGAUUGUGUGUGAGGCUACAGGCAGCGAGCAAGAGUGGUAACGGGAAAGAGAGCUGCUCUGCAUACCAGAACUACGGUCCAUGAAGGCAUCUGGAACACAGAGAGGGAGUGGGUGAAGGAGGAAGGAAAUAAACUGCACAGAGAUUGGGAAAAGAACUGUGGUUUGUCUGUCCGCGAACUCCUGUGGUAAGGCAACAAACCAUUUGUUAACUGUGAGUUAAGUAAAUUAUGGGCUUGUGUUAGGUGCAAACCAGGUUAUAAACUAGCACUUUAGCAAAAUACAUGAAGUCAUUAUGUUAUAAACUGCACAAAACAUAAGACUUUCAACAUCUUGUACCACUGUGAUCUGAAAGGUGAUUAAAACACCUAGAGAUUAAAAGUACAUUCCAGAAUCCAUAGAUUCUUUCAAUAGGUCUUUGAUCAUGUAUGCCAAUUUGAGUGAUCAGGUAUGUCCAAGUAUUUGUACACUUGGAAAAAUAAAGAUGACAUACUGAUCUUGUGCUACCAUUUUCUGUGGCAAUGAAAUUGCAUUACAACUAAGUCAUAAUUUUUCAUACUCUUGUUGUUAGAAUGCAUCAAUUGCUCUUUUUUCUUAUGUUAAAGCAACAUUGCUAUUGUAGAGAUUUGUCAUCCAUUGUUUAAAAUAAUGCUGACCUUGAACAAAGUAAUGGGGGGGGUGAUGAUUACAUUGCAUUUAUAUCCCACCAUUCUUCCUUUUGCAAGGGAUCUAAGGCAACACAAGGUUGUCCUUUUUUUUACAUUUUCUUACAAGGUUCCCCUCGUUGCCAUUUUAUCCUCAGAGCAACCCGGUGAGGUAGUAGCUAGCCUAAAGUCACCCAGUGGGGUUUAUGGCUGAGUAGGGGCCAAACCCAGAUCUCCUGAGUCUCAGUCUGUCACUCCUUAUGAGUACACCACACUGGUUCUCACACUGGGAUGGCUAUGGAAUGACAUUGUGGCUGAAAAACCGCUAUUGCACAUUCAUCCAGAAAAUGGGAAAUUAGAUCAUCUCCCUAAAUCCUAGUCAGACUGUUUACAAGGAUUCCUUUCCUAUAAGUCUCAUUCCUCGAUGCACAAACAGCUGGACAGUAUGUCCGAAUUAUUAAAUAUUGUAGUUCAUCAAGGGAGGGUGCUAAAUCCAAAAUUUGUGUGGAUCCUUGAAAUUCCAGUGGUUAAGAGUCUCUCAGUUUAAUCUUAUGUGUUAUUUACUCAGAAUUAAGCCUCAUGGAAUUCAAGUGGGUCUUGCUCCCAAGUCAGAAUGCAUAGGAUUUUGUAGUUGCCUAGGGAAUAGUUUUGCUAUUUCAUGUGAUGAUACAAAAACUUAUCCUAAAAGAAAUUAGAUAUACAUUGACUGCAUGUUUGUGGAGUUAGACAAGAAAGCUUUUAUUAUUGGGGCAGGUGAGAUGAGAACUAAAACUACCGUUUCCCAGAAAUAUGCUUUCAUCAGUGCUAAGUUCUCUUGUUACUUCAACAGUUCCUGGUUGCAAAGCAAUAGGAAGUCAAUAAUCAGACUCAAGUACACUAAAAUUUGCUGUUGAAUGGUUCCCCAUGCUAGAGCCACAGCAAACCCAGGAAUGAGAUAGUCGUCAUCAAUGGUUAAUGUGCAAAGCAAGAAGUGGGACUUGUAGCAAAAAGUUAUACAGUGAUAUGUGGCUUUUAAGUUCCUGCCACUCCAUUUCACUUCUCCUUCCCAACCAGUUUUCCAUUCCACCACCUGCUGCAACCUCCAAGGGUCAGCAUUCCUUGCCCAGUGAGCACGCUGUGUUCUCACCUGGCUAUUUUGGACUGGAAGCUCCCCUUAGCUAGUUGGUUUAUUUCUACAGUUUUUUGUACUGUUUUUGCAAACAUUAGGGCUUCCCUGUGUAUCCUACGACUUCCUUCUUGUUUGUAAGUGGUGCUGGUUUGGCUAUGUAAGGCCUGGCUCUCAGAACACAUCAGUACAUUCACUUUUGAUAUAUAUGACAGGCAGUCAUGCACAGGGACAGAGAGCUCUUCCUGCUGCUGCAUUUUCUCUAUUGAUUUUGUAUUGGGUAUAUUAAAAUAAUUUGCACUAUAAUACUAGGGUGUUACUGAUACAUGUGCAGUAUCAGUAACCACUGAUAAGGGCAGAUAAACUGGCCAGAUACAGAAACAGGGUAGUUGUGGCUACUGGAUAAGCUCUCUUUAAGGCUGAUCUGGCAAGGCAGACAAGGAAAAAUGUUAGAAAUUCACCAGUGCUAAUGUUGCCCCAGAAUAAUCUCAAAAGUGCAAUACAGAUUGCGCUUCUAGUAUAAAAGCACCAGAAGAAUCAGAUUUUUAAAAUGGACCAUAAAUGAUACACUAGAUUAAGAACCGGUGUGUAAUCUGCAAUGCAGAAAUAAAUAUAAAAUGAUUGUAAGCCAUUGAUGUAGAGGACUUUGACUGCAAAGAACAGCUGUUGAGUGGGUUCUAGUAGGGGAGUCUUUUGAGUAUAUAAAGAGUUAGAUUGAGAAUACUGGAAGUUCCAUUGAUCCCAGAGGAUCUACUUUAAAUAUUCUAAAUAUACUGCUAGAAUGUGUCUUUCUUGACUCUUCAAAGCAUCCAACACAGAAGUCAGACAAUCCUGUACAUGUCUACUCAGAAGAUAGCCUUACAAAGUUCAAAAGGACUUACUCCCAAGUCAGUGCGAACUGCAGAUGUAAGCCUAUUAAAAUCAAAGUAGUUUAAGCAUGCCUAACUGAUUGUGGCCUAAGGUGCAUGGCUUAAGUAUGAGGGCCUAGCUUUCUUUUUCCAGUUAAUGAAUAUUGUAAACAUGAGAUAUGGUUAUGCAAGAUGUAUUUUACAGAAGUAGAAUUAGUAAAGGACCUUUAGGGUUGGUUUGGCCAACAUUUGUGUGUACUUAACUAGACUGUAUUUGCUGUCUCUUUCUCACCUCUAUUUGCUUCCCCCAAACAUCUGGCACCUUUUUACUUGAUUUGGCUCUCAAAAAUAUUUUAUUAAUAAGUGUUACUAAUGAAAACAAGAAAUACCUGCUUGUGGAGAUGCCUGCAAGUAUAAACAGGGAUCUGAUUGAUCAAGCUUGCAUAACAUGUCUCUUACACAAUUAAGUAUUAUAGAGGUCUUAGAACUAGACAUUUGUUUGCCUUUUCUGCAACUUUUAUAAGUGAACUUACCUAGCCUUUUCUAUGCCAAUACAGAGAAUGAUAAUCUACUGAAUGAAAAAGAUAAACUUGGAUGCUGAAAAAAUUAAGUGAUUUGCAUGUACCAUAUGAAAAUAAAUAAGUACGUCCAG
Varanus komodoensis (Komodo dragon) is the source of this 6947-nucleotide messenger RNA. It is a transcript of the gene CAMK4, whose product is annotated as calcium/calmodulin dependent protein kinase IV. Lineage: Eukaryota; Metazoa; Chordata; Lepidosauria; Squamata; Varanidae. Bases 116 to 1417 code for a protein of 433 amino acids. Gene Ontology annotation, biological process: protein phosphorylation. The record is from RefSeq and is a predicted model, not a curated record. The transcript has 12 exons. Gene Ontology annotation, molecular function: calcium/calmodulin-dependent protein kinase activity; calmodulin binding; ATP binding.